This is a messenger RNA of Sinocyclocheilus rhinocerous, 1417 nucleotides long. RefSeq lists its product as uncharacterized. Gene Ontology annotation, biological process: negative regulation of apoptotic process. NCBI's taxonomy places the organism in Eukaryota, Metazoa, Chordata, Actinopteri, Cypriniformes, Cyprinidae. The transcript has a single exon. The record is from RefSeq and is a predicted model, not a curated record. The coding region runs from base 86 to 703 and encodes 205 amino acids.
ACCUCAAGCUGAAGUUAGAGAAGCCACUUCUGAGAAGCAGAGACACCGAGCAAGUAACGCAUACUGAAACUGACCUGAACUAGCAAUGUACACCAGAUCAGACAGCCUGGUCUUAUCACUGCCAACGAACACUUUCUUCCAGCCGCAGCCGCAGUUUGAAUUCAGACCGAUGAUGCCGCGCAACACCAAGCCGGAGAUCUUCACUUUCGAGCGGAUCCCGGAGCCGCAGCAGCCGGCGUUCCCUCACCGCGGAGCUUCGGGCCGCCCGCGCAAGAGGAACACACGCGUCAUGUACCCCUCCAAAGUGCGCAAAUAUCUGCCACCGGCCGAGAAGAGCCCCGCCAAACGCUGGCUGAUCGUCCUGUGCCUGGUGGUCUUCAUGCAGAUCUACACGGAGGAGGGAUCCGUUGAGACCACGCAGAGUGAAGGACCAACUUCAUACAAUGUUCUCUCCUUCCAGUCUGCUGAGGAGCAAACCAGACAAAUGAUGGGCAGCUGUCCUGAGGACUUGAGCCUGAUGUCUCAUCAGCAGCUCCAGUCUAGCAGUGAGGAGCAGAAGGAGAUCUCUUGGCUUCUGAACACUACAUGCCCGAGCUCAAGCUGGGAGGAGGACAUCAACACUCUCUACCAGCAGAGCAGGAGGAAUGGAUACGUGGUGGCCCUUCUCUACCCAGUGUACCACAGACUUGGCACAGAGAACUGAAUGAACUCAGAAUCAAGUGUGUGGACUAAUCAAGUUCACUGAACCUUCUCGGAGAAGAAAAACAGGCUCCUGUGGCACCAAAGUCAUGCUAGACUCCACAGAGCGGGACGAAGUGAUGAAAAACACAAGCUGAGGAGACAUCUGAUGGACUUGAAUGGCAAAGAAACUUUAUAAUGGAAUGAAACUUGAAUGGCUCAUUUAGAUGUACUUGAAAAUGUUUCACUUGAAGUGUACAGAUUUACCAUGUAGCCUCACAAGUAGACCUGUUGUAUGUCUAAACCCAUGAGGGUGUCGCAAUGACCAUUUGUGUUGCUGAACGCUGCCGCUCGCAGAAAUACUUGAAUCCCACAUUGAAGAUUUUUAUAUGAAGAAAUAUUUGUUGUAGCUAUUUAUUUAAUGUUAUUUAUUUAUUGUUAUUUGCUUAUUUAUUUCCUAUUGUCUUGUGAAAUUAAACUGACAUUCGCAUCUUCAAUUCUUAGUUACUUUUUCAUUGUCUUCUUGUAAUAUUAUUAGCUCUAAUGAGCUGUGGUCUCACAAACUUGGUUCAAACUACAGUGAAGUACAAUACUGAAACAAGAGAAAUGGGAAAAUAUUUGACGUGUAUACAUGCAUGAAUAUUUAUGCUGAUAUGGCUCUUUAAAAAAACUGUGUUUGUGGAUUUCAUUGAAAUAUUAGAACAGAAAUACUUAACUACUCUACAAUUUUGAGUUUUUU